Molecule: messenger RNA, 1598 nt
Organism: Impatiens glandulifera
Lineage: Eukaryota; Viridiplantae; Streptophyta; Magnoliopsida; Ericales; Balsaminaceae
Product: syntaxin-43-like
Exons: 8
Coding region: 355-1323 (322 amino acids)
Biological process (GO): vesicle-mediated transport; intracellular protein transport; vesicle fusion
Cellular component (GO): endomembrane system; membrane; SNARE complex
Molecular function (GO): SNAP receptor activity; SNARE binding
Source: RefSeq, a predicted model, not a curated record
CUCAACUGUCAAUAGAACCGAAAUCCCUUGACUUCACCACCGGCAACCCAACCGCGUUUCUUCCUUUUUCCGAUCUGAAGAAACGGUGGAGCGAUAACCGGUGGAAAACUCACUUCUUCCGGCAACGUUUUCGAUCGAUCGGAAGAAGAAGAAGAAGCCAUUAUUGCUUUUACGAUUUCUUUUCUUUUGAGCUACACAGAAACCUAGCUAGCAUGAGGUGAGGUGAGGUGAGGUGCUCUCCUUUUGCUUCUCUGUCCUCCUCUUCCUCAGAUCUGCCUGCUGGGAGAAGAAGAAGAAGGUCACUCGGUUUUGUAAGAUCUUUCGUGUUAGCUCAAUUUUGGUUUCUUAGACAAUAUGGCGACCAGGAACAGGACUAUCUUGUUUAGAAAGUACAGGGAUGCAUUGAAGAGCGUUCGAGCUCCGUCUAAUUCUUUUUCAUCGUCUUCUUCCGCUUCUGCUGGUCCAGUCAUUGAAUUAUCUAAUGUUCCUUUUAUCAAACAAAAUCGAUCUUAUGUUCCCUUAAGCACUGAUGAUCCUGCUGCUGGCUCCAGUGGAGGUGCACUUACUGUGGGUCUACCUCCGGCUUGGGUUGACAUAUCUGAAGAAGUAUCUGCUAAUAUCCAACGCGCACGUUCAAAAAUGUCAGAGCUCGCUAAAGCUCAUGCCAAAGCUUUAAUGCCUUCAUUUGGAGAUGGUAAAGAAGAUCAGCGAAUGAUUGAGUCUCUUACUCACGAAAUAACAGAUCUUUUGAGAAAGUCGGAGAAGAGAUUAAAGAGACUUUCUGCUGCUGGUCCCUCUGAGGAUUCAAAUAUUAGGAAGAAUGUACAGCAUGCUCUAGCAACCGACCUUCAGAACCUUUCAACAGAACUUCGAAAGAAACAAUCAAAUUACUUGAAACGGCUUCAGCAGCAGAAAGAGGGUGCGGAUGGAGUUGACAUAGAAAUGAACUUAAAUGGGGCCAAAAGGGAAGAUGAUGAGUUUGAUGACCUUGGGUUUAAUGAGCAUCAAAUGGCGAAAUUGAGGAAGAACGAGGCAUUUAAUGUCGAAAGAGAAAAGGAAAUCCAACAGGUGGUGGAAUCAGUAAAUGAGCUAGCUCAAAUAAUGAAAGAUCUAUCAGUUCUCGUGAUUGAUCAGGGCACAAUUGUAGACAGGAUAGACUACAAUAUCCAGAAUGUUGCUGCAUCAGUUGAUGAAGGCCUUAAGCAGCUUCAGAAGGCUGAGAGAUCUCAGAAACAAGGAGGGAUGGUGAUGUGUGCGACGAUUCUCAUAAUUAUGUGUGCGGUUAUGUUAGUCCUUCUAAUCCUCAAGACAAUACUCUUCUAAUUCUCGCAAACAAGUGGGAAUUUUGAAAUCCCAAGGUUAGUUCAACUUUACUAGUGUGCAUUUGUUUGUAUCCUCUUCGUCUAUUACAGAAUUAUCAUUUUCAUUAUUAUUAUCAUUCCUUCUUUUCCAUGGAGGAAGAGAUUGAGAGGCGACUAUACAUACAGAAGAAUGAUGGAUUAAUCACUUUAGAUUUAGGAGAUUUAUAAAUGAAAAAAAAUUAAAAUUUUUGUUGGGAUUGAUUGUAUAGUAGUAAUAGAAUAUUAUACUUGUUUGAA